CUUCCCGGUUCCCACCCCUGUGCGCAACGCAACACAACACGACAAACGCCAUCUCGCCAAAUCUAGCUCAUUCCGAAAGAUCAAACGCCCCACCCAAAAAAGCUUUAAAAACACGAGAAAAUCUCUCUCUCUCUUCCUCUCUCUCUCACAGACCCGCUAAAGGAGACGAAGCGAGAGGGAGGGUAAGGGGCGGAAGGCUGCAAUCCCUAGCGCCGGGGCGAAGCAACAACAGGCGUCAGGCGGGCGCGCGCGCGCUCGCAUCCCCGAUUCCUUUCCCUUCACGCCGCGGCAACACCGCCGCAUUGCGCCCGGAUCCAUGGCAUUGCCGGCUUGGGGCUGCUAGGGUCUCGCGUGGGGGCGCUCGAUAGAUCUGCUCCGGACGCCGUGGCAUGGCGCUCUUCCGCAAGUUCUUCUACCGCAAGCCGCCCGACGGGCUCCUUGAGAUCACCGAGCGCGUCUACGUGUUUGAUUCUUGCUUCACAACUGAUGUCUUCGAUGAUGAUAAGUACCAAGACUACAUUGGCGAUAUUGUUGCGCAACUUCAGAGCCACUUUGCUGAUGCUUUGUUUAUGGCCUUCAACUUUCGGGACGGAGAAAGUCAAAGUUUACUGGCGAAUAUCUUAUCAAGCUAUGAUAUGAUAGUUAUGGACUACCCAAGACAAUACGAGGGAUGCCCAAUACUUACAAUAGAAAUGGUUCACCAUUUCUUAAGGUCAGGGGAGAGUUGGCUCUCUUUGGGCCAGCAAAAUGUCUUGCUAAUGCAUUGUGAGCAUGGUGGCUGGCCUGUACUUGCAUUCAUGUUAUCAGGACUGCUAUUGUAUAGAAAGCCGUUCAUUGGUGAGCAGAGGACAUUGGAGAUGAUUUACAGGCAAGCUCCUCGUGAGCUGGUUCAGUUGCUCUCACCGCUAAAUCCUAUGCCUUCUCAGAUAAGAUACUUGCAUUAUAUAUCUCGGAGGAACGUGAGCUCAGUGUGGCCGCCGCAGGAUCGAGCACUUACUUUAGACUGUGUGAUACUAAGAAACAUUCCAGCCAUUCUUGCGGAGGGUGGAUGUAGACCAAUAUUCCGUAUUUAUGGACAGGAUCCUCUACUUGCUACAAGUAACACCCCUAAGGUGCUCUUUUCAACACCAAAAAGGAGCAAAUACGUUCCGCUUUACAAGAAGGCAGACUGUGAAUUGAUUAAGAUUGAUAUCCACUGCCAUAUUCAAGGUGAUGUUGUCCUUGAAUGCAUUAGCCUUGAUGCUGAUCAUGAACGAGAAGCAAUUAUGUUCCGAGUCAUGUUCAAUACAGCCUUCAUCCGAUCUAACAUUCUGAUGUUAAAUCGUGAUGAAAUUGACACAUUGUGGGACGCCAAAGAUCGAUUUUCAAAAGAAUUCAGGGCUGAGGUUCUUCUUUCGGAAAUGGACACUGCGAAUCAGUUAGAUCCCAUGGAGGUGGCAAGUAUAGGAGAAAAGGAGGGCUUGCCAGUUGAAGCAUUUGCAAAGGUUCAAGAGAUGUUCAGCCAUGUGGACUGGCUAGAUCCGACUGGGGAUGUUGCAGUCCAGCUUUUCCAGCGACUUACUUCAUCAGAAAACAUACAGCUGAAGCAAGGAUUCUUGUCUCCAACUAAGAAAGAAGCAGAGUCAUUAGAGUUUGGUUCUAUCUCUCCAACCAACAAUCAAUCUGACAAUGUUCAACAAAAAUCAAACAACACUGAACACUCCACAGUCAAUGCGAACAAACAGGAAAAUGUUGGUGGACAGAGAUUGACCCUGUUGGAGCCGGCCACUAAUUCUCAAGCCAAAACUGAAAUUUCUGUUGUCCAAGAAAAGCUAGGCUCUCUAGUUCAUAAUGUUGACAUCAAUACUGAACAGCCAACUUCACCGGAAAAGGCUGUUUCCUCUGCUAUGAACUCUAUCGAACCAGUUCUGAAGAAUCAAAAUGCUAAGCUUGAUGUGCAAUUUGAUUCAGGACAGCGCUCUUCACCCACUAUGAUUGUGUCACAACGAUUUCCAAUUUCUAGUUCAUGUUCUGCUCUUUCUGGCAACUCUAGUCCAAAAUCACUUUCAGCUUGCCCAAGAUUUCAUAGCGCACCUUCAGCCCUUGGAAAUACAGCUCUUUUAGAAGACCAUGCUGCAUUUGUAGGCUCUGAAAAUUGUGCUUCAACCAUAACCUCACCCACAGUAUCAAAUCUUUCAACUGGCGUGGUCAAAAUGACAUCAAAGCUACCAUCAGGACAACAUCCAACAACAGGUACUCCUGUUGUAACAAAGGGUACACCACCACCACCUCCUCCACCACCAUCAACACCAGCUUUGCUGGUGCCAUCGGGUGCCACUAUGAUGUCUGAGGCAAAAAACUGGUCUCAACCUGCUCUUAAGCAUUCAGGACUUCCAUCUCCUCUGCAGAAACAAUACAUAUUUCAAUCACAUGGAACUAGUACACAACCCACAGAUCAUCAGCAAUCCUCAAUUAACAUUGCAAUAGAAUCGUUACCAACUUCUGCCGCUCCACCUCCACCUCCACCUCCAAUGACCAUCCCAUCAUCAACUUCCACUUCUGCUAGUAUUUAUCAUCUGCCUCCAGAUUCCGUGCCUGUCACUCCAACUUCACUGAGGCCUCCAGCACCAGCUGCACCACCACCGCCGUCACCCCCACCUCCACCCUCUCCUAGUCCUUCAUCUGUUAGGUCUCAUGCGCCGCCGCCGCCUCCACCUCCACCUCCACCUCCUGCUCCUACUUCAUCUCCUGUUAGAUUGUCUGGGCCACCUCCACCUAGGUGUUCUCCCAGUAAACCUCCUGCAUCCCCAUCACCCCCACCACUUGCUUCUACAUCAUCUCCCGUUAGACCUGCUGCACCACCUCCGCCUCCAUUUGCUUCUACUUCAUCUCCUGUUCGACCUGCUGCACAACCUCCACCAACUGUACCGUCUUCAUCUCCCAUUAGAUCUUCAGCCCCACCUCCACCUCCACCACCUGGAAGUACUGCCACUCCACCUCCUCCCCCACCACCCUGCUAUUCAUCAAAAAAAUCAUCUAGCCCCACGGGCAAAUCGACGCCAUUACCUCUUGCUCCACCACCACCCCAUGCUCCAAGCCUCUCAAAGGAUGCCAACUCUAAUGGAGGUGGAUGCCAAGGAGCUUCUGGCAACAUUGUACCCCCGCCAGCACCUCCUGGUGGUAAUGCUAAAUUGUUUGGUUCUAAGGGGCGUGGACCUGCACCUCCUUCAGGUCCAAUGUCAAAGGGCCUUCAAUCUGGCCAGAUUGCGUCCAGAAGAUCCAAUUUGAAGCCACUGCAUUGGGUGAAAGUAACAAGAGCAAUGCAUGGUAGUCUGUGGGCCGAUUCACAAAAAGCUGACGAAACUUUAAAAGCCCCAGUGUUCGACAUGUCAGAACUAGAAAAUCUUUUCUCAGCUGUACUGCCAAGUUCAGAUGCUAGGUGUUCAGAUAAGUCAGGGAGUCGUGCUUCUGGACCGAAGUCAGAGAAAAUUCAUCUCAUUGAUCUUCGCCGGGCUAACAAUUGUGGAAUCAUGCUUACGAAAGUCAAAAUGCCCCUGCCUGACUUGAUGAGUGCAAUUCUUGCUCUGGAUGAUACUGUUCUGGAUGCUGACCAAGUGGACAACCUUAUUAAGUUCACUCCAACUAAAGAGGAAAUUGAACUUCUAAAGGGUUACAAAGGAGAUAAGCAAUUACUUGGAGAAUGCGAGAAGUUCUUCAUGGAGCUUAUGAAAGUACCACGUGUAGAUUCUAAGCUAAGAGUAUUCUUAUUUAAGAUUCAAUUCCGUUCUCAGGUUUCUGACCUUAAGCAGAACCUGAGCAUUGUUAAUUCUUCUGCAGAAGAGAUAAGGGGUUCGGUCAAGUUGAAAAGGAUUAUGCAGACAAUUCUUUCUCUGGGAAAUGCAUUGAACCAAGGCACUGCCAGAGGUUCUGCUGUUGGGUUCAGGUUGGAUAGCUUGCUCAAACUAAGCGACACCCGCGCACGUAAUAACAAGACGACUUUAAUGCAUUAUUUAUCCAAGGUGCUUUCUGAGAAACUUCCCGAACUUCUUGAUUUUCCUAAAGACCUGGUUAGCUUAGAGUUGGCGGCAAAGACAACUGAUUUGAUGCAGAUACAAUUGAAGUCUUUAGCAGAGGAAAUGCAGGCCAUAAACAAAGGACUUGAGAAAGUUGAGCAAGAACUUACUACAUCUGAAAAUGAUGGUCCUGUGUCAGAGAUCUUUCGCAAGACACUAAAGGAUUUUCUCAUUGGUGCUGAAGCUGAAGUUAGGGCUUUGACUUCACUUUAUUCUAAUGUGGGCCGGAAUGUAGAUGUAUUGGCACUUUAUUUUGGAGAAGACCCAGAACGAUGUCCAUUUGAGCAAGUGGUCACAACACUCCAGAACUUUGUGAGAUUGUUCAUGCGUUCCCAUGAAGAGAAUUGUAAACAACUGAAUCUUGAAAAGAAGAAAGCUCAGAAGGAAGCAGAAGAGAAUUGUAAACAACUGGAUCUUGAAAAGAAGAAAGCUCAGAAGGAAGCCGAAGAGAGUUGUAGACAACUGGAUCUUGAAAAGAAGAAUGCUCAGAAGGAAGCAGAAAAGAAAUGUAAACAGCUGGAUCUUGAAAAGAAGAAAGCUCAGAAGGAAGCAGAAGAGAAGUGUAAACAACUGGAUCUCGAAAAGAACGUUCAAAAGGAGGUAGAAAUGGAGAAGAAGGAAUUAGAAAAUGAAAAAACUUCAAAGAAAGAAUCAGAAAAUGACAAAGCUUCUAAGAAGGAAUCAGCAAAUGAGAAAGCUAAGCUUAGCAAUUCAAUCAAAGAGCUAGAUAUAUCAUUUCAAUCACCAGCACAAACUGCCAGUGCCAAAUGAUGACCUUUCCAGAUGAACUAACGAAAACAGUAGCUUUUCCAAUAAAGGGGGAAAACUAGCUCUGCCUGCCCCCAAACUCUUGUCAGAAUUAUUCUGGAUAUGUUGCGCAGGGUAUCAUGUAUCUUGCAUUGAAGUAAAACUAGAGGCAACAAUGAAGCUACAAAGUGCACUGUUAAAUUUCUAGGGGAUUGUCGAAGAAAUGACCCUGGCAACAAGAUGUACAGAUCUAACAUAAUAAAUUAUCUUUUGGGUAAUAUAUUAUCCUUACAAUUUUGCUUAUCUUCUUAAUUACAUGUAGGUAAUGUUUGGUCUAAUGUAAAAAUAAAAUUACCAAUAGAAUGAUUGGUGAUGUAUGUUUAGGUAGUUAGGCGUUUUGUAGCUUUUGUUGUAAAAAUAAAAUUACCAAUAGAAUUUUGUA
Molecule: messenger RNA, 5241 nt
Organism: Phragmites australis (common reed)
Lineage: Eukaryota; Viridiplantae; Streptophyta; Magnoliopsida; Poales; Poaceae
Product: formin-like protein 6
Exons: 20
Coding region: 390-4823 (1477 amino acids)
Source: RefSeq, a predicted model, not a curated record